AAAUUCGGUGUUUUAUUGAAGAGAAAUAGGCAUUAUUUCAGGUCCUUCUUUCAUAGUCCCUUUUAUAUUACUGGGGAAAAUAUUUCGACGUGAUAAGCAAGAGUGCCCAGAACCCCAUUGAAAGCGACUGGGUUUUGAUUGUGAGGGGGUUUGGGUGCAGCGCAGGGAGAGGAAUCUGCAUACUGAGGAAACCUGACCAACCGACACAAGGGGGCAGGAAGCGCCCAGCCUAGGGUUUCAAUCUGGUCUAGCUGAAAAGAGGUUUAUCUAAACUCUUCUUUGCCCUCCGGGUAUUUAUCAAUUCUCUCGGCGUGGAAAAAGAAAAACGGGGAAAAAAAGCUAUGCUGCUGACAGCUGGGUUUAGCUUGUCCUUCGUCUAAAUUCUGCAAGGUGAACUGAGCGUCUGCAGUGACAGCUCUCUAGCUAGGGGUAGUUUAGGACAGCCUGGGGCUACAUUCUCUGGAACUUCUCUGGUGGGAGACUGGCGAUUCUGAUCAGACUGCAUUUCUCACACACCCCAAAUGCUUCUUUUCACUUUAACUCUGUGAACUUUGACUGCAAAGGAGGGGCUUGAUUUAAAAAACAACAACAACCACCGCCACCAAUCCGCCGGACAGGGUCCGUUUCGUAAAGCACGGGAAAAUCAGCAAGGGCUUGGGUGGGGGUGGGAGUCGGGGCGGGGGUGGGGGCUUGUGGUGGUGACCCUGGUGGGUAUUGCACCUGCUCUAGCUAGGUAGGUCUGGCUUUUAAUCCCCUGUCUGUUUGAAAAUCUCCAGUGCCUUCCCAAACUGCUCUGGGUUCCUUUUCAAACUCAACAACAAGGUGUGUUCAACUUUGUUCUUCACUCCCACCCUGGCUUUGGAAGUUUCGACAAGAGGUGGCCAUCCCGGGAGAGAUUUCAAUGACCAAGGAACGGGACUGAGAUGCAUUAAUAGAUGCACUAAUCUUUAGACCUGAAGACUUGAGUCCGUAGAGCCGCGCAGGCUGGUGGUUGAGCCGCAGCCCCAGGUCCGGGCAAGCAAGCUCAGGGCGCCCCUCCAUUCCAACCAACCUGUUGCACCUCUCUCAGAGCAGCUCUGCGCAGUUUCCCCGCCUGGGAGCUGAUUGACAGCAGUCACUACCCAACCCUGGACUCAGGGCCUCCUCCAGCGAUCAGCGAUUGGUCCCCUGAGAGAAUUGGAGUUAGGGGUGCAAAGGGAGAGAUUUUCCUCAAAGGACUCAAAGUUCCCGGGACCUGGGACGUAGGGACUCUCCUGACUGCUACACGCCCGGGACGCGCUGGAAGUGUUUAGUGCCUUGGAUUGCGGCUCCAAGGAGGGACCGUGCGGUGCAUUUGGCCAUCCUCCUGGUCCAGCCCUGCCACUGGGAGGGCCCCGCAGGCACCGCGCCGAGUUCCCGGCCCUUCCCACCGUGCUCUCUAGGAGCCUGCAAAGUCUAGCUUUGCAUACCCGCCGGGUGAACUGUCGGAACUCUAAGGCCGGCAGCCUGCAUACCACAAGGGCUCCCGGGAUGGCCAGCCGUGCGCGCAGGACAGCCAAGUUCUCCAGCUUCCAGCCGAUACUCGCACAGUCGCCUAGGCUGCUGCUGCUGCUGCUGCUCCUGUCACUGGUAAGCUACGUCUCCACACAGGCUGCUGGCCCCGGUGCAGCACUUCAGUCCCUGGGUCUCUCCGGGACUUCGGGAGUCCCUACAGAGGAAGCUAUAGUGGUGGCAAACCGCGGGCUCCGUGUGCCCUUCGGUCGCGAAGUCUGGCUGGAUCCGUUGCGUGACUUGGUGCUGCAGGUGCAGCCAGGAGACCGCUGCACAGUGACCGUGUUAGACAACGACGCGCUGGCCCAGCGGCCGGGCCACUUGAGUCCCAAGCGUUUUGCGUGCGACUAUGGCCCGGGUGAGGUGCGCUACUCGCACCUGGGUGCUCGCAGCCCUUCCCGCGACCGCGUCCGCCUGCAGCUGCGCUACGAUGCUCCAGGAGGGGCGAUAGUCCUGCCACUGGCACUAGAGGUGGAAGUGGUCUUCACCCAGCUGGAGAUUGUGACUCGGAAUUUACCUCUGGUCGUGGAAGAACUGCUAGGGACCAGUAAUGCCUUGGACGAUCGGAGCUUAGAGUUCGCCUACCAGCCUGAGACCGAGGAGUGCCGCGUGGGCAUCUUGUCAGGUCUGAGCGCUUUGCCUCGUUACGGAGAACUCCUUCACUACCCACAGGUCCAGGGAGGGGCCGGAGAUAGAGGGACCUCUAAGACCCUUUUGAUGGACUGCAAAGCAUUCCAGGAGCUGGGAGUCCGCUACCGCCACACAGCCCCCAGCCGCUCGCCUAACAGGGACUGGCUGCCUAUGGUGGUCGAGCUGCAUUCGCGAGGGGCUCCAGAGGGCAGCCCGGCUCUAAAACGCGAACACUUCCAGGUGCUUGUGAGGAUUCGAGGAGGAGCGGAGAACACUGCACCCAAGCCCAGUUUCGUGGCCAUGAUGAUGAUGGAGGUGGACCAGUUUGUACUGACUGCUCUCACUCCAGACAUGCUAGCAGCCGAGGAUGCUGAAUCCGACCCAGACCUUUUGAUUUUCAACCUCACCUCUGCCUUCCAGCCUGGGCAGGGCUACCUGGUGAGCACGGAUGACAGAAGCCUGCCUCUCUCCUCCUUUACACAGCGGGAUUUGCGCCUGCUGAAGAUUGCCUACCAGCCUCCCUCUGAAGACUCGGAUCAGGAGCGUCUGUUUGAACUAGAGCUGGAGAUAGUGGACCCUGAAGGAGCAGCCUCAGACCCUUUCGCCUUCAUGGUGGUGGUGAAACCCAUGAACACACUGGCUCCCGUGGUCACACGAAACACUGGCCUUAUUCUCUAUGAGGGUCAAUAUCGGCCGCUCACGGGUCCCAUAGGCAGUGGACCCCAGAACUUGGUCAUCAGUGAUGAAGAUGACCUAGAAGCUGUGAGGCUGGAGGUGGUGGCUGGGCUCCGGCAUGGCCACCUUGUUAUUCUGGGUUCUCCCAGUAGCGACUCUGCUCCCAAGACCUUCACAGUGGCGGAGCUGGCGGCUGGCCAGGUUGUGUAUCAGCAUGAUGACAAAGACGGUUCACUGAGUGACAACUUGGUGCUGCGCAUGUCCGAUGGAGGAGGCAGGCACCAGGUCCAGUUCCUGUUCCCUAUCACUUUAGUGCCUGUGGAUGACCAGCCGCCGGUCCUGAACGCCAACACUGGGCUGACAGUGGCUGAGGGGGAAACUGUGCCUAUCCCACCCUUGACUCUCAGUGCAACCGAUAUAGAUUCAGAUGACUCUCAGCUGGUUUUUGUCCUGUUGCCACCCUUCUCAAGCUUGGGGCACCUGCUUCUCCGCCAAAGGCAUGUCCCCCAGGAAGAGCAGGGUCUGUGGCAGAAGCAAGGGUCAUUUUACGAGCGAACGGUGACAGAGUGGCGGCAACAGGAUAUAACAGAGGGGAAGCUCUUCUAUAGGCACUCGGGGCCCCACAGCCCUGGGCCGGUGAUGGACCAGUUCAUGUUUAGAGUCCAAGACAAUCAUGAUCCCCCUAACCAGUCUGGGAUCCAGAGGUUUGUAAUACGCAUUCAUCCCGUGGACCGUCUCCCUCCAGAACUGGGCAGUGGCUGUCCCCUUCGGAUGGUGGUACAGGAAUCCCAGCUCACACCACUGAGGAAAAGGUGGCUGCACUACACUGACCUGGACACAGAUGACCGAGAGUUACAGUACACAGUGACCCAGCCUCCCACGGACACAGAUGAGAACCACUCGCCGGCUCCACUGGGCACGUUGGUCUUCACUGAUAAUCCCUCAGUGGUGGUGAGCCAUUUUACCCAAGCCCAGGUCAAUCAUCAUAAAAUUGCUUACAGGCCCCCAGGGCAGGAGCUAGGAGUCGCAGCCCGAGUGGCUCAGUUCCAGUUCCAAGUAGAGGAUCGAGCUGGGAAUGUGGCUCCUGGCACCUUCACCCUUUACCUGCAGCCUGUGGAUAACCAGCCCCCCGAGAUUGUCAACACUGGCUUCACCGUUGAGGAGAAGGGCCACCACAUCCUGCGUGAGACCGAGCUGCAUGUGAGUGAUGUUGACACGGAUGUGACCCACAUCUCGUUCACUCUCACACAGGCCCCCAAACACGGCCACAUGCAAAUAUCUGGACGGCCACUGCAUGUAGGCGGACAAUUCCACUUGGAGGACAUAAAGCAUGGCAGAAUUUCCUACUGGAAUAGCGGGGAUGAGUCUUUGACUGACAGCUGCUCCCUGGAGGUCAGCGACAGACACCAUGUGGUGCCAAUCACUCUCAGAGUGAACGUUCGGCCAGGGGACCGUGAAGGUCCUAUGUCAGUCCUUCCUGCUGGUACUCUGGAGUCCUAUCUAGACGUCUUAGAGAAUGGGGCUACUGAAGUCACUGCCAAUAUCAUUAAGGGGGCCUAUCAGGGUACCGAUGAUUUGAUGCUGACCUUCCUGUUAGAAGGCCCACCCUCCUAUGGGGAAAUCUUAGUCAACGGAGCUCCAGCUGAGCAGUUCACCCAGAGGGACAUCCUGGAGGGCUCUGUUGUCUACGCUCACACCAGUGGUGAGAUUGGCCUGUUGCCCAAAGCUGACUCUUUUAACCUGAGUCUAUCAGCUAUGUCUCAAGAAUGGAGAAUCGGUAGCAGCAUCGUUCAAGGCGUCACUGUGUGGGUGACCAUCCUCCCCGUGGACAGCCAAGCCCCUGAGAUUUCUCUUGGUGAACAGUUUGUAGUGCUGGAAGGUGACAAGAGUGUGAUAAGCCUGACCCACCUAAGUGCUGAGGACAUGGACUCCCUGAAGGAUGACCUCUUGUGCACAAUAGUCAUUCAGCCAACCUCAGGCUAUGUAGAGAACAUUUCUCCAGCACCAGGCUCAGAGAAAUCAAGAGCCGGGGUUGCCAUAAGUGCCUUCACGCUGAAGGAUCUCAGGCAAGGACACAUUAACUAUGUCCAGAGUGUCCACAGAGGAGUGGAGCCUGUCGAAGACCGCUUUAUAUUCCGUUGUUCUGACGGUAUUAACUUCUCUGAGAGACAGAUAUUCCCCAUUGUCAUCAUUCCUACCAAUGACGAGCAGCCAGAAAUGUUCAUGAGGGAAUUCAUGGUGAUGGAAGGCAUGAGUCUGGUGGUCAACAGACUCAUCCUCAACGCUGCUGAUGCCGACAUUCCCAGGGAUGAUCUAACGUUUACUAUUACCCGGUUUCCAACUCACGGUCAUGUCAUGAACCAGUUAAUCAAUGGUACAGUGUUGGUUGAAAGCUUCACCCUGGAUCAGAUUAUAGAGAGUUCCAGCAUUAUUUAUGAGCACGAUGACUCUGAGACACAAGAGGACAGUUUUGUGAUUAAACUGACAGAUGGCAAGCACUCCGUGGAGAAGAUGGUCCUCAUUGUGGUCAUCCCUGUUGAUGACGAGACACCCAGAAUGACCAUCAAUAAUGGGCUAGAAAUAGAAAUUGGGGAAACCAAAGUUAUCAACAACAAAGUCCUAAUGGCAACCGAUCUAGACUCUGAUGACAAAUCACUGGUUUAUAUUAUCCGUUAUGGACCAGGGCAUGGCUUGUUACAGAGACAAAAACCUCUAGGUGCCUUUGAAAAUAUCACUCUAGGCAUGAAUUUUACCCAGGACGAAGUGGACAGGAACUUGAUUCAAUAUGUCCACUUUGGGCAAGAAGGUAUUCGAGACCUGAUUAAAUUCGAUGUGACAGAUGGAACAAAUGCUCUUAUAGAUCGCUACUUUUACGUGACUAUUGGAAGUGUUGACAUUGUCUUCCCUGAUGUGGUAAGUAAGGGCGUGUCCUUGAAAGAAGGUGGCAAAGUCACUCUGACAACGGAUCUGCUGAGCACAAGUGACUUGAACAGCCCUGAUGAGAACUUAGUUUUCACCAUUACCAGGGCUCCUAUGAGAGGUCACUUGGAGUGCACGGAUCGAAGGGGACUGUCCAUCACUUCUUUCACUCAGCUCCAGCUGGCUGGUAACAAAAUCUACUACAUACACACGGCUGAGGAUGAGGUCAAAAUGGACAGCUUCGAGUUUCAAGUCACCGAUGGGCGGAACCCUGUCUUCCGAACUUUCCGGAUCUCAAUCAGUGACGUAGACAACAAAAAGCCAGUGGUCACCAUCCACAACCUGGUGGUCAGUGAAAGUGAAAGUAAGCUGAUCACCCCCUUUGAACUCACUGUGGAGGACAGAGAUACCCCUGACAGGCUCCUAAAAUUCAUUGUCACCCAGGUCCCUGUUCACGGUCACCUCCUCUUCAACAAUACCAGAUCUGUCAUGGUUUUCACCAAGCAAGACUUGAAUGAAAACUUAAUCAGCUACAAACACGAUGGCACAGAAUCCACGGAAGACAGCUUCUCCUUCACCGUGACUGACGGCACCCACUCGGACUUCUAUGUUUUUCCUGAUACAGUGUUUGAAACCAGGAGACCUCAAGUGAUGAAAAUCCAGGUGUUACCUGUUGACAACAGUGUCCCCCAAAUUGUGGUGAACAAAGGAGCUUCUACCCUUCGUACCCUGGCCACUGGCCAUUUAGGGUUCAUGAUCACAAGCAAAAUACUCAAAGUGGAGGACAGAGACAGCCUGCAUUUUUCUCUCAGGUUCAUUGUGACAGAAGCCCCCCAACAUGGCUACCUUCUCAACCUGGGCCAAGGAAACCACAGUGUCACACAGUUCACCCAAGCUGACAUUGAUGACAUGAAAAUAUGCUAUGUCUUGAGAGAGAGAGCAAAUGCCACAAGUGAUAUGUUCCAUUUCAUAGUGGAAGAUGACGAUGAAAGAUCCCAUCCGCUGUGCAAGGGGAAGGGCUGUGUUUCUAACAGAGGCUGGACCCUGGCACCCAGGAGGCUCUCACUGAGUAGCUAGUGAGUGCACGAGCUAGCGCACACCUCACCCACUGAUGUGAGAGCAGCCUCACAGCCUCUGACUCACUGGACCGUUCAGCCUCGGAAGACGUCUGCUUUUCCCGCUUUCUUUCUGUUUUGCUUCUGACGAUAAUAUUUUGUCAUUUCCUUGGGUAAUUUUACUGAUGGCAAAAGUAGAUCACACUGGAGCCAGAAAGUUAAUUUCAUUCCCCUCUGAUUAUAACGGUAAAUUAUCCCGAGCUUGUCACAGAGUGAGGCUGAAAUGGCAGCUGGCUAUGAAGCCAGGGUGUCAUCCGAACUUCCACACAAGUGCCUGUAUCAGAUAUAAGUGUGCACUUCUUAGAUGAAGAAAAUGAGAAUGGGUAGGCAUGGUUAAGCAGCUUUUAAAAAAGGAUUGUGUGUGUGUGUCUGUGUGUCUGUGUGUGUAUCUGUGUGUCUGUGUAUGUCUAUGUGUGUCUAUCUAUGUCUGUAUAAAACGAGAACCUGUCUUAAAUUUUUUUCUGGGGCUAAAGAGAUGGCUCAGUGGUUAAGAGCACUGGCUGGUCUUCCAGAGGAACUGGGUUUAAUUCCAAGCACCACAGGGUGGCUCACAACUGUCUAUAAUUUCAGUUCCUGGGAAUCCAAUAUGGCCUCUAUGGGCACCAGGCACAUAAGUGGUGCACAGACAUGCACACAGGCAAAACACUUAUACAUACAAAAUUAUUUUUUCUGCAUGUGUGCAUAUUAUAUUGCUGUUUUCCUGAAUUAUUUGACUUAUGAGAUAAUGUCAAGAUAAGAGUAUGUAUGCCUGUGAUGGUUUGUCUAUGCUCGGCCCAGGGAGUGGCACUAUUAGAAGGUGUGGCCCUGUUCGAGAAGGUAUGUCACUGUGGGCAUGGGCUUAGGAGCCUCAUCCUAGCUGCCUGGAAGCCAAUAUUCUGCUAGCAGCCUUCAAAUGAAGAUGUAGAACUCUCAGCUCCUCCUGCACCAUGCCUGCCUGGAUGCUGCCAUGCUCCCACCUUGAUGAUAAUGAAUUGAAACUCUGAACCUAUAAAAUUAAAUGUUGUCUUUAUAAGACUUGCCUUGGUCAUGGUGUCUGCUCACAGCAGUAAAACUCAACUAAGUGUAGUGGCUAUUCUUGGUUGUCAGCUUGACUAUAUCUGGAAUAAACUACAAUCCAGAAGUGGAAGGCUCACUAGUGAUCGUAAUCUGGAGGCUGGGAGAUAGAAGUUUCUGACCUGGAUCUUGACAUAGAGAUGUUAAAACAUAGUGGCUAUGAAUUCCAGAAGAUUAAGACAGGGAGAUCUCUGAGUUCAAGGUCAUCUGGGAUUAAAGGCAUGGUGGCACACACCUUUAAUCUGGGCCACACCUUCUGCUGGAGACCUACAUAAGGACAUUGGAAGGAAGAAGAUUUACUCUCUCUAUUCUUCACCUGCUUGCCUCGUGGGACUGAGCAACUGCUAGAUCCUUGGACUUCCAUUCACAGCUGCUGCUGACCAUUGUUGGGAGUUGGACUGCAGACUGUAAGUCAUCAACAAAGUCCUUUACUAUAUAGAGACUACCCAUAAGUCCCAUGACUCUAGAGAACCCUGACUAAUGCACUAAGACAAUGCCAUUCCUGAGAGGUGGGGCCGGAUCACUUUCUAGAAGCAGUGAGAUUUAUAACUGCAAUGGUGUGCUCUAAUUUGAUUGUCUUAUUGCAGCAGCAUCAGGCUGUGACCUCAAGUUUAAUAAUUAUCACUAAAUCACUGAUGUAGCCAGGAACUCGGGCAUGGUUCAUAUCAAGCAUCUUAAGCCUGACUAAGACCUACAUUUUAAUUCUCUCUGAACUUUCUUCAGCACUUACGUCUGAAAAAGCCUGAUGGCUAAGACAUGAACACCUCGAAGAAAUGUCACCUACAGGCCAGGCCUGGGUGUCAGAAGGAAUCCGAUUUCAUCAGCACAGUUCUGUGAUUUUGCAUUCUAUUCCACAUCACAGAUUAGAGUUGUAAGGAAGCAUUCACGUCUACUGGGAUACUCUCUUCAUUAAAGUUGGGUUUCACACCUAAGGUUCCCAGAUUUAAAUGAUGUGCUAAUGGUAACAAUUGAGAUGGCUCAGCAGGUGAAGAUGGUGUAUGGUGCCAAGCCAGACAACCCAAGUCUGAUCCCCAGAAUCUACACGGUGGGGGGGGGGGGGAACUGCAACAAAGAAGAAACUUCAGUCUCUUGGGGUCAAGAAAUAUUUUUAUGAAAAAUCACCUUUUCUGGAUAGAGCUGACUCCCACGUGUUGUCCUCUGACCUCCACACUUGUGCUGUUGUGUGUAUAUAUUCAUACACAUGUACAUGCACAUAAAAAUAUAAAUAUCAUUAAAAUGCAUGAUGUUCGGCAGACAGUGGUCAGAUAUGUAUUGCCAUUUUCUUAGGACUUUGAUGAAGUCUGAAUGUAGUUCUGUUACCACAUGCAAGCUCAACCUUUGUCAUCAAACUGUGGUAUAUGUUCUUUUAAAGAGUGUGUCGAGCAUCUAAAAUUGUGUUUCACAUAAGCCCAUGACACGAGAGGAAUGGCUGGUCUUACUGAGGUUGUGCAGUAAGCAUAAGAUAGCCUUAUGUUGCUUAACUGUGGAUUUAACCAGAUAUAAAUUAAUAGAAAGAGCAACUCUUCAUUUGAGAAAUAGCCUAUCCUUGGUGUAAUUAUUAGUUAUUAAGGGUUAAGUGAACCCAGAAUGGUCAAAACUCCAGAAGCUAGCAAAUUGGUAGAGUAAAUAGACCAAGACCUUUCUGUCAUGUGUACGGCUUCGAUGUGUACGGCUCUCAGUCAUGGCUGCGAUGUGAAGCGGUCUUUGCUGUAACUACGAUUUCCAGUUCUCUUUUAGACCUCCACGGUCUGCAUCGAGUGCAUUUAUUUAAGAAGUAGGGAGGGGUGGAUUUGUUAAGAUGUGUACUUGUUUUAUAAAUGAUAUUUCUUUCUGUUUAUGAAGUGAUCCUCUUUGCUAACCAUCAUUCAAAGGUGAAAAUUCAAAUGGAGCCCAAGACCUUGACAGGGAAUGUGAACAGGGUAUCUGAGAAGUUCUUAAAGACACUAACAUGCUCGAUGAGAGAUUUCUUGUGGGUUUUUCUUUUUUUCUGUUCUGCUGGUGUGAACCCGUACCCACUUCUGGGAGGAAGGAAUGCUGGAUUGCUGGAGUGUCUCAUUAAGGUCUGGCACUUUUUUGGAAAGACUUGCAAGAAGAACGAGAAAGAAUUAUAUCUGACGUCUUCUUUAGGCAGCUUGCUCCCCCCUCCCACAUAACUAUUAUUUGCACCUCGUGCUUUGAGACACGUUUAUAGCUUCACUCAGAUAAGAUGAAAAUGCUUUUAUUGAACUGUGAUUUGUCAUGUGGCCAAGGCUCACCACCUUCAUAUUGUAUGUACAGAAAAGAUGGACGAUUCGGGAACAUCAUUGCAUAUCUCACGCUUUUGAAGCUUUUGAAAACUAGUGGGUUAAGUGUGCAAGAGGGGGAGCUAAGUUUAAAUAUCUGGAACACACAUAAAAGCCGGCAUGGCAACAUACACCUGUAAUCUCAGCAUUCCUACAGCGAGAUGGGAGGCAGAGACAUACGAGUCCCCAAAAGCUCAUAGGCCAGCUAUCCCGACAUACCUACACAGCAGCAAACAGUAGAGAGGUAAAGGCAAAAGGCAAGGUUGCCCUUUGAACUCCACAUGUGCUCAUGCCUACUUUGGCACAUGCGCGUGCACACCCAUACCCACAAACACACACAGCUUAAUUUUUCUUCACAGUUCUCAACGUGUCUUUGCUUGGAAAUAUCAGUGUAUAUACGUGUGCUGGAGGAUGAUUGCAUACUGUCUGGAGGAUCCACAGUGUUCUUUAUUGCCUUUGAAUUCAGAGACAAGACUUAAUAACACUUAACCUCAGUCCGUGUUCCAAAAGUUCCCAUAAAAGUCUCAAAAAAAAGCACUUAAGGAUGUCUGUGACAAGUUUGUGUUAGCUUUUAUAAAAUGUGUCUGGUGACAGAGCAGAAAAAGAAUCUAUGCCUAACUGACUUUCCUUAGGAACUGUUAUAUACAUUAAAUCAAGGAAAUUAUGGUGAUUAAAGGUGAUGUCUUUAAAUGUAAAUGGUUAAAGACAAUUCUCAGAUAAAUUGGCUUUUAAAUGCAUAUUGUUGGGUGAUGGCUGAUGUCCAUGAACCCAGGAAUUUGAUGAGUGGGCUAGUUUAACAAAGAGUCUUUUAUUAUAUUAUGGGAAAGAAUCAGGGUGGAAAAAAAUUUAUUGUCAAACCAGGCUAGAGAGAGAGAGAGGGAGAGAGAGAGAGAGAGAGAGAGAGAGAGAGAGAGAGCAUACUUGACAGAAAACUGACCAUGAACUGAAACAGUCCUGAACAGAGUAGUGAACCUACAGUUGAUGGAUUUUCACCAUAUCUGGCCACUUCAACUUACCCACAUUAACAAGUACAAAAUUCAAGUUAUUAACACAAAGAUGUGGUAUCCACCAAGCAAUCACUAUUUGUCUAUAAACACAUAUGAAGAAUUAACAUAAUCUUCAAUGUAAGACCAAAACUAAGAAAUUAAUUGGAGCCUAAAACAAUGUCACUACUGAAAAGUGGCCCAAUGAACAGUGAAAGUUUAAUAGUUCCUAGAACGCAGAGGACUCUGAACCCUCCACAUUUGAUGAGUUAUGCAUCGCUUUGAGGUCGUGGAUCAUCCUGGACUGUCUUAGGCCACCUCAUGUUCUGAUGACACACUAGACAGGUGAGAGACAGCAGUGUGGUGUGCACAGGUUCCCUCUGCCUGUAGAACAACAUUCUCAAGUAAGCAAGAAGUCCCAGCUUCCCUCAAACCCUGUUAAACAAAUGCAUCAGGUUUAGGUCUUCACCGUCUUUAAAUUUCAACUGAGCAUCAUGCCCUCUUGAAGGUUAAAUAGAGCUGGGUUGACAGACAGGCCAGAGCUUUGUUAAUUCUGUUCCUCGUCUCUUCUUAGUUCGACUUUGCUUCUCCAUGGAUCCUCGUAAUCAAACAGAUAUUACUGCCAAUAGUGGAGCAGUUAUUAAAAACCUGUGGCUCAUCAUAACACACACUAUGUUCAAAGUGCAUUACAUGCAUAGUUAAUAAGGAUCUGUUUAAUAUCUAUGGGAGGCUUUCAUUAGGCUCUGUGGUGAUUCAGUAUCAACAAGAUGGCACCCCUGUCAAGAAGGUCCUUAGAUACACAGCCCUUCUAAAUGUCUCUAAUGCUCACUGAGAGAAGUGGUGAAGAGCCUUAUUGACCAGAGACACGGUGGGUAGAGAACACUGUCACACAUGGAUCUGAGAACCCCAGGGCUUGGGGGUGGGGUGUUCUUCUGGUUUGGGGUGUCAUGCAGGCUUAGGGGGUGUUGUUCUAGCUUGGGGGGUGUCAUGUUCUGUUGGGGUGACAUGCUAGCUUGGGAUAUCAUGUUGGCUUAAGGGCGUCAUGCUGACUUGGGGGGCUUUGUGCUGGCUUGGGGGUGUCAUGUUGGGUUGGGCGUAUCUUGCUGGCUUAGAAAUAGUGAGCAUGGUUACUGUGUAGCUGGGAAAUUGUGACAAUAUUUAACCAAAGUUUUAACAACUGUUACCUGGUUGAGGGAACAAAAUCAGAGAGGAGCUUUGAUGAGGACAAUGCGGUAGAAGAUUUGAUAGGAGCAAUACGGUAGGAAAUGAAUCAGCUUCCAUUGUUGCUCCUGAAAGUUUUUCUGUUUGAUUGAUAUCACCACUGUUACACAGAGGAUGACAGCAGAUGACAAAGAGAGCCUAGCUGCCAGCCAAUAAAGAGGACGAUGUCUUGAAGGUUGAGACUCAAAUGUGGCAUCUAAAGAGACACAAUGUUCAAAAAAAUAGGCUGGGAGCAUGACUCAGUCAGUAAAGUGGCCUUGCCAUGCAAAGUGAGGAUCUCAGCUGGGAUUCCCACUACCCAGUUUAAAAGCCAUCAUGGCUGCAGAUGUCUGUGACCUCAGAAUUGGGAGAGUUUCAGGGCUCACUGACCAGCCAGUCUAGCUGAAGGAGGGAACUCUACAUUGAGUGAGAGAACCUGUCUCAACCAAUAACGUAGAGGGCAAUCAAGAAAGACUUGCUACGUUGAUCUCUGGCCUCCACAGACAUGCAUACCCACCCCCCCACACACACACACACAGUCCACACACUACCGUGUAUACACACACAUACCCAUAUCUACAUUCACACACAAAAAGACAAGAGAUGGAAGGGAGAUCCACUUUCUAAGAGGCACCAUGGAAUACAAAAAGACACCAAUGCCCAUCACUUGAUCUGUGGUGAGCAUCCUGUCCCAGAGGUCUUUGGGGCAGUGUUCCCUUGGGUGAUCGGGAGUAUCAGUGAAGGCACUAACAAGGCUCCGUGUGUAUGCUUUUGCCAGCCAUGGGAAAACUCAGUAAUUUUCCAGAAACCACACUUAACCUUUGCUCUCUGCAACAACUUGGUUCUUUUGUCAAAAAGUUUCUUGUAAUCUACCUGCUAAAAUGAGUUCCCUAUGUGUACUGGCUAGUUUUGUGUCAACUUGACACAGCUGGAGUUAUCACAGAGAAAGGAGCUUCAGUUGAGGAAAUGCCUCCAUGAAACCCAGCUGUAAGGCAUUUUCUCAAUUAGUGAUCAAGGGGAAAAGGCCCCUUGUGGGUGGGACCAUCUCUGGGCUGGUAGUCUUGGUUCUAUAAGAGAGCAGGCUGAACAAGCCAGAGGAAGCAAGCCAGUAAGGAACAUCCCUCCAUGGCCUCUGCAUCAGCUCCUGCUUCCUGACCUGUUUGAGUUCCAGUCCUGACUUCCUUGGUGAUGAACAGCAGUAUGGAAUUGUAAGCCGAAUAAACCCUUUCUUCCCUAACUUGCUUCUUGGUCAUGAUAUUUGUGCAGGAAUAGAAACCCUGACUAAGACACUAUCCACCAUCGGAAGGUGUUAGGAAAGCAUUAAAGUAAAAAGUUGUUAAGAGUCAUUAGCUCAUUUGUCCACAGCAAGUGGCAUGACUGAAGAAGUAUAAUUAUAGAGAUAGAUAUAGAUGAUAGAGGGGGGGGAGAUGAUAGAUAGAUAGAUAGAUAGAUAGAUAGAUAGAUAGAUAGAGAUAGAUAGAUGAUAGAUAGAUAGAUAAAUAGAGGUAGAUGAUAGAUAGAUAUAGAGACAGAUAUACAUAUAGACAUACAUAGAGCUAGAUAGCCAGAUAUGCAAACAUACAUAUACACAUAUACAUAUAAAGAUAGAUAGCUCAUAUUCCUUUCCUUUGUUUUACUGUUUUAAAAUGUUAUUCUUUAACUAUUAGGUGUUGUGUGGUAAAAUGGUUUAGUGAGUAAAAUCACCUGCUUGAGUUUGAUCCCCAGGACCCACACAGUGGAGGGAAAGUGUCAGCUCCCCAUGAAUUCUGACUUCCAUGUUCAAAUCAAUCCCCACACAUUGUCCUCUUCCCUACAUGUGUGCACACACAUACACACAAUAAGUAAAUAAAUAGAUGAGACACUGUUGACUUUUCUAACUGGAAACCUAAGUUGUGUGUUACACAGAAUGUCUUAUGUCUUAUAUUAAAGUGUUUUUAAUGUCCAAUUAUUGGUUUAAAAAAAUAGUCUUUUUCCCUCGAGCCAACAAAACCAAACUAGUUACCAGACUAAAGCUGUGGAAACCCAGUAAAUGGACUGACUGUGUAAGUUAAUUUACCGCAAAGCAGUGGUUCACACUAGGGAGAAGACCCACAUCAAUUAUGUUCCUAGGAGAAGCCAUGCAAGGGGCACAUCAGACAAGAUGACUUGGUUUCCAGGAGGCGGCCAUGUUUUGUUUUGUUUCGUGGCGUGUGCAGGCAGAGGCCUUAGGACACUUUGACAUCUUGCUCUUCCCACCACCUUAUUUCUCUACAGCAGGGUCUUCCUCUGAACCUGGGCUAAGCCAUUGACUAGAAAGCCUCAAUGACCCUCCUGUCCCCACCUCUCUCCCAGAAAGGGUGGGACUUCCUGACAUCUGUGCAGCCACACCCAGAUUUUGUAGGGGUCCUGGGGAUUCCAACGCAAGCCCUCAC
Molecule: messenger RNA, 14798 nt
Organism: Mus musculus (house mouse)
Lineage: Eukaryota; Metazoa; Chordata; Mammalia; Rodentia; Muridae
Gene: Frem2
Product: Fras1 related extracellular matrix protein 2
Exons: 3
Coding region: 1510-6831 (1773 amino acids)
Biological process (GO): eye development; cell adhesion; embryonic limb morphogenesis
Cellular component (GO): membrane; plasma membrane
Source: RefSeq, a predicted model, not a curated record